Bombus impatiens (common eastern bumble bee) is the source of this 5696-nucleotide messenger RNA. It is a transcript of the gene scalloped, whose product is annotated as protein scalloped. Gene Ontology annotation, molecular function: DNA-binding transcription factor activity, RNA polymerase II-specific; RNA polymerase II cis-regulatory region sequence-specific DNA binding. The coding region runs from base 167 to 1549 and encodes 460 amino acids. Gene Ontology annotation, biological process: hippo signaling; embryonic organ development; regulation of transcription by RNA polymerase II. Lineage: Eukaryota; Metazoa; Arthropoda; Insecta; Hymenoptera; Apidae. The transcript has 10 exons. Gene Ontology annotation, cellular component: transcription regulator complex. The record is from RefSeq and is a predicted model, not a curated record.
AAGAGUGGUGACUGCGCUCGUAUUUACCGGGGUGCAGCCUUGCGCGCUAAUAUUACUGUGCGAAUUUUACCCGUGGUGUGAAGGCCCCGCGCGCGCGCGACGCCACGUCAGCUCGCCCAGUGGUGCACCCACGUCGCCGUCAUCCUGACCUGCCCGAGAAAUCCUCAUGAAAGACUGGGAACUCAGUACUCAGAAUAGCAUCGGCAGUGCGGUGGCUGCAGCCGACACCAUUUCCGCGCCGUGGACUCCCACGAGUUCCGGGCCGCCGCCCGACGCGAACGGCUCCGGCUCGGAUACCAAGAACCUCGACGUUGGCGAAAUUAGCGAUGACGAGAAGGACCUAUCGGCAGCGGACGCGGAGGGUGUAUGGUCGCCGGAUAUCGAGCAGAGCUUCCAGGAAGCACUCACUAUAUAUCCGCCAUGCGGCCGACGCAAAAUCAUCCUGUCCGACGAAGGGAAGAUGUACGGUCGAAACGAGCUGAUUGCUCGUUACAUCAAACUGAGGACAGGCAAGACGAGAACGCGAAAGCAGGUCUCUUCUCACAUACAAGUGCUUGCUAGGCGAAAACUUCGCGAGAUCCAAGCGAAACUCAAAGUGGAUCAUGCCGCCAAGGAGAAGGCGCUGCAGACUAUGUCGAGCAUGUCGAGCGCCCAGAUAGUAUCAGCUGGGAGUGCGAUACACAACAAGAUGCCCCCCGCCCUCGUGGGGCCCCUUGCCCUUCAUGCUUCCACCCCUGUCUCCUAUCCCGGAGCGCAAUUCUGGCAACCGGGUCUGCAGCCAGGAACGUCACAAGAUGUCAAACCGUUUUCGCAGCCGGCGUAUACCGGAAAACCAGCGACAGCGGUUUCGAGCGGUGACAUGGUCCAGGCUCAACCACCCCCGCCCUGGGAAGGACGUGCCAUCGCAACCCAUAAGCUUAGGCUUGUAGAGUUCUCGGCCUACAUGGAGCAACAGAGAGACCAGGAUAUUUACCACAAGCACCUGUUCGUCCACAUAGGAGGAUCCGCGACUUACGCGGAUCCAUUGCUAGAGGCUGUUGAUGUCAGACAAAUAUAUGACAAGUUCCCAGAAAAAAAGGGCGGCCUGAAGGAACUUUACGACAAGGGACCACAGGCGGCCUUCUUCCUGGUUAAAUUCUGGGCUGAUCUCAAUACGAACAUUCAGGACGAGGCUGGAGCCUUCUACGGCGUAACAAGCCAGUACGAGAGUAACGAGAACAUGACGAUAACGUGUUCGACCAAAGUCUGCUCUUUCGGAAAACAGGUGGUGGAAAAAGUGGAGACAGAAUAUGCUAGGUUCGAGAAUGGCAGGUUCGUCUAUCGUAUUAGCCGUUCACCUAUGUGCGAGUAUAUGAUCAACUUUAUACAUAAAUUGAAGCACCUGCCGGAAAAGUACAUGAUGAAUAGCGUUCUCGAGAAUUUCACCAUUCUCCAGGUUGUAACGAACAGGGAUACGCAGGAAACUUUAUUGUGCACAGCAUACGUGUUUGAGGUGUCGACGUCCGAGCACGGUGCACAGCAUCACAUAUACAGAUUGAUCAAGGAUUAGCCUGCUUGAACCUGCUCGCCAUGCAGCCAUCCACCCCCAUCAGUGCCUACCAUCACAUAAAAAAAUUCAUCCAUACGCGCAUACACACGAUUAUACAUAAAAAUGUUAACCCUUUAAAGUGUUAUGGUUAUUUUAUACAACCACCAAUAUUAAGUUCUUUUUAUUUCAUCCCACAUUCGUUUUUUCAUCCUUCACCAGGGAUAUAAAUAUGAUAUUUGUAGAAUAAAUAUAAUAUUCAUAUCAUGCAUUGUGUGAAUACCAAAAUUUGAUUUUAAUUCACCUACAUAUGAAAUAUGUAAAUAUUUCUAAGAUUUUAUUUUCUCAUUUUUUCUAAAUUGUAAAUUUUUGUGAAGGUCAUUAAAAUGUACGCUUCAAGGGGUUAAGCGUGAAUACAUGAUUGUAAACACGCUCUUACUAUACAUGAGUACAUACAUUUCGCAUCUAUGUAUAACAGAGUUUCUAUCGAAAAUGUUCUGUUAUUAAAUGAAGGGAAAAAAUAUAUAUGAAACAUAUAGAAUCAUGUGUUUAUUCGAUGUUUAUUUUUACAAACAGAAAGUAGAUUGGGCGAUUGUUGUAUAAAUGUACUUUUUUUGCAUGAUUUUUAAUCUUAUCAUGUAAUUUUUAAUUCUAAUUAGGUGUUGUUUUGUUCAGUAUUUCCGAACAUUUUCUAUAAAACUCCUUAAAGAGAACUUGAAAUACACGAUACAUAAAUAUAUUACACAUACAUACAGGGAUACAUGUACACCUUCACACGUUCGAAGUACUGGCCAGCCCGAGCUUGAGUUUGAUUCAAAAAGCUGAAAGAAAUUGUACUAAAAACAAAAAGAAUUGGUACGCGUGUUUUAACGUAUCGUGGAAAGGAUUUCCUGCUUGUGGUCCGCAGGAAGCGCGUUCCAGAUGACGAAAUUGUAAAUUUUAUAUUAAAACAGAUAUAAUCAUAUAUAUAUAUAUAUAUAAAAUAUAUAUAUUUUAUGAAUAUUCCGUCAUUCGCUUGCAAACGAUCGAAUUUGUCGCGAUUUUAAUAAAAGAGAUAUAAUAAAAGUUAAGUUGAAAUUAACGACAAUAAAUUUGGUAUGGAAAAAAAUGCGUGUCGGGGAUAUAUAGUGUAUGUAUACCAAAAUGAAGAAGAGAAAAAAAUAGAAAAAAUACAUAAAAAAUAAGAAUAAUAUGAGAAACAGACUCUGAUCUCGGAAAGGCGUGGUACCAACAUAAUUUAGUAUUAUAGUUUUAUUAUUAAACUAGGAAAUAGAUCAGACAAGACAUCCACACACAGAUAUACAUAUAUUACAUAUAAGAAUAUAUAUGUUAAAUAUUAAUGCAAUGAUUACGAUUUACAUUGUUAUAAAUGAUCGUGUAUAAAGUUAUCUAAGUGAUUUCUAAGUUUUAAACGAAAUGGAAGUUGAAUAGAGAGAUAAUGCCAUUAUGAUUUCUUAAGUUUCCUUGCUUACAAUUAUCAUUAUAGUUCUCUUUUUCUCUUUUUUUAAUUAUCCAACCAAGUAAGGUUGAAGAGUAAUCAUUACAACAGAUCUUUUCUUAAGCUUUUUGUUGGUAGAACUGUUUUUUCUUCUUUUUUUUCUUAGCUGUAUUACAACUAACGGUAAGAAUUUUUUGCUGCAAAGCUUUUUAAUCCUCAAUGAUCAGAUGAAAGAAAAUAAUGAUUUUUACUUUUUGGAAGAGUCUUUUAAUAAACGCACUUACAGCUGUGCAAACCCACCCACUCUUAGGCAGCGACAUUUAGAUUAGAGGGAUGUGUUUGUAUUUCCUGUAAUCAUUUUAUUUCUUACUCUAAAAUCUUUCUUCCUUAUUCUCCUUUUUUUGUUCUUUUCCUCUUUCUAUAGUUCUUACACGAAUGACUUUUCUUACUUAGCGUACUUCGUUUGUUUUUAUCUUUCUACUACACAUUUACUGAAGCGAGUACAUCAGAUUCUAUCGAUUGCGCGCACUAGAUACGGACGACGUCCAUCGAACAGAGAUAUUCUUCUCUCUAACUUGGUGAUACAAUCAUCUUAAUGCUUUUCAAUCGGAGAACAUUGAAAUUAGUUCAAGAGCAUAAAAAUAAAAUCCGAUCCUUGAGCGUGAUUCUCCAGUUUUUUGAUGAACAAGUACUACGUAAUAACGUGACUUCAUCGCAGCUCUCUAAAUUUGAGCGCACUUUCAACAGAGUUCAUUCAAAACCUUGUUUAUGUUUCGUACUUAAUAUCAUUUCGAUGUAUGGACCAGAAAUGUUUGACAUUCAGAUUCUGUUUUUCAGUAACGAUCACAUAAAAGAGUAGAGGACCAUAUAUUAAAAAUCCUACAGUUAAUUUUAUUUAAUCACAUCUCUCACAGAGACUACACAUAUUGUGAAUGCACAGGAAUCUUUUUUUCGUAUUCUUUAAUCUGAUCAAUUCCUUGUUCUGAAACAGGACUUGCCUAUGGAGCAGUGAAUAUUAAGAUAAUACAGAAACAAAUUAUGUAUACUUUUAAGGAAAUAAUUAAUACUUACUGUAUUCUUUACUUUAAUUAAUUUUUACGCAACAAGUGGCAAUGUAUUUUGAUCUCUCUUUUAGUCAGAAAUAUGUCACUUUUUAUUCGGGAUGAGAAUUAAAUUCGCUAAGUGAUUGACUGAAUAACGAAGGAACUUACAUAUUUAAAUAAUAAUAUAUGUGGCUUUCGUUCAGUAACUGGCAGCUUUCACAAUUUUCGCAGUUUUUACUUAUUGUUACCUUUUUUUUGUAAUAAUUCAUUGUAAGAUUCGUUUUUACGUAUUAUAUCUAUAAAUUGUAAUUUUGCGCUAAAUUGUGUCUAUAUUAAGGCGGAGUUGGAACCAUUAAUAUAAUUUCGGAAAUCGUGACUGAUUUCAAAUUUGAUUGUUAGUUUUUGUUACUAAUAAUUAUUAAUAUUUGAAGAGUAUUUAUAUAGAAAAACAUAAAAUGGAAGAAUAUGAAACGAAAAUAAUAAUACAUUGCGAUGAGAAUGAAUUUGUUGAUGUUAAUUAAAUAAAGAAACAUUUGAUGGUUCUAACUCGACCCGAAAUAAAUCGUUAUUAUUAAAAAAGCAAGGAAUUAUGCAAUAUAUUUAGAAGAUACUCAAAUAUCGUUUUGGUUAUGCGAAUUUUUACUUUAACAAAAAAGGAAAAUUACGAGGAAAAAAGGGAGGAGUUUGAAAUCGCAAAAAAGAAGCACCGACACUAAUAUUAUUAACAUUAACGAAUAAUGAUUUUAAAAUAAGCGAAUUACAUUUAUAAGGAAAGAUUAUAAAAAUAUAUAUUUAUCUAUGUCUUCUGUGAAGAUAGAAAAUAGCACUCUCUCACUCUAUAUUGAUGAUAUCAGAUAAAAAGGAAAAAAAUUGAAAUCCAUAAAGAUAAAAAACGCAGAAGUAGAUUAGGAAGGAAAUGAAAGGAUUUGCACUGUACACAAUACAUGAUACGAUCGAUGACAAACCGACGAAAUUUGUUAAAUAUCUUUGUACAUAUUUACAUAAAAAAGAAAUCAUCAAAAGAAAAAGUUCCAGUGAUUACGUUUUGUGUACUGCAUAAAAUACUUUGACGAGAACAAAAAAUUCAUUUAUUGUAAACCGUAAAAUCUUUUGAAAUUAAAAAAAGGUGUAGUAGUUUUUCGUCAGUAUUUUCAUAGAGACUCGUGUGUAAAAAUUAUUUGUUUAUGGUAAUUUGUUUAGUCAUUAAAAAUUACAGUAAUAAAAUAGUCGAAAUAUUAAUGUUUUUAAAUAAAUAUUGAUAAUGUAUUAAAUAAAUAUUGAUUUGAAAAUAAUUCAAUUUUUUUAAUUUUAACUUUACGAAAUUACUAUCUCUAUGAAAACAUCGACUAUGAUUCUUAUAAUAGCUAAAUUAUUUACAAAAAUAGGAAACUCACUGAUCUAUUUGCAAUUUAUAUUCUUCAUAUCCUGGAACUGCCAUAUCAAAGAAUUGAGCUUGAUUAUAAAAAUGAUUAAAUGAAGUAAUGAUCAGAAAGAAUGGGAUCUACCUGUAUAUUAUCAUAAAUAAAACGAAACGAGGAUCAAAGUAGUUGAUUUAACAAGUAAAUAAAGAACGAAAUGAUAUAUCAUUAAAUUAGAGGUUUAAAAAUAUAAUAGAAUUCAGUAUAUGUACAGUAUUUGAAAAACAUGUUUAUAAUUUGUAUGGAAAAUAAAUAAUUGAUAUAAAAAGAAA